Raphanus sativus (radish) is the source of this 1767-nucleotide messenger RNA. Its product is annotated as protein trichome birefringence-like 14. The record is from RefSeq and is a predicted model, not a curated record. Gene Ontology annotation, cellular component: Golgi apparatus. Gene Ontology annotation, biological process: plant-type secondary cell wall biogenesis; xylan biosynthetic process; xyloglucan metabolic process. Gene Ontology annotation, molecular function: acetyltransferase activity. Bases 315 to 1574 code for a protein of 419 amino acids. The transcript has 4 exons. NCBI's taxonomy places the organism in Eukaryota, Viridiplantae, Streptophyta, Magnoliopsida, Brassicales, Brassicaceae.
AAGAGAAAGGAAUCACCACACUACUACAAAUGGAUAAUUGUUUAUUGACAACGAACAUUUGAAAGAUCCAAAUUCGAUUUAUAAACUGCUCUCGCUCUCUCUCUCCAGAUCUAAGAGGUUUCACACUGCCCUCGCUCCUGGAAGAUCCGAUCAUCAUCAAUCAAUCGAUUUAUUCUCUGUUUUUCCUGGUAUUUGGCGCUGACUCUUCUCUUAUCUUCAAGGACCUUUGGAACUUCAACAACAGAGCAAGGAGGAGCUUUCUUUGUUUUUUUAAAGAGUUGGAUGUUGUUAUCUCUGGCAUUCAUUGUAACAAGAUGUUUGGUGGGAAAAGUUACAUACUCAGAGGAAGUGUAUCGUUUGCAUUAGUCAUCCUCAUCCUUUUGAUGCUCACACUCCUCGUUUCUGAGGAAAACCCACUUCGAGCUUCUCUCCUUUAUCUACAACCUCAGUUCUCAGCUUCUCCUCCUCCUCCUCCUCCUCCUCCUCCUUCUCCUCCUUCAGUUUGUAACUUUGCAAAAGGAAAAUGGGUUAAAGACAAGAAGCGACCCUUGUAUUCUGGUUCUGAAUGUAAACAGUGGUUAUCAUCCAUGUGGGCUUGUAGAGUUAUGGGCAGACCCGACUUCUCUUUUGAGGGUUACCGUUGGCAACCACAAGGCUGCAACAUGCCACAGUUCGACAGGUUCUCCUUCUUGACAAGAAUGAAGAACAAGACGAUAGCGUUUAUAGGAGACUCCUUGGGACGGCAACAGUUUCAGUCUCUCAUGUGUAUGGCCACUGGUGGUGAAGACAGCCCAGAGGUUCAAAACGUGGGAUGGGAGUACGGUUUAGUCAAAGCCAAAGGAGCUCUCCGUCCUGAUGGUUGGGCUUAUCGUUUCCCCACCACAAACACAACCAUCUUGUACUAUUGGUCAGCUAGUUUAUCAGAUCUGGUCCCCAUGAACAACUCUGACCCACCACCUCGUCUUACCGCAAUGCAUCUGGACCGUCCACCAGCGUUCAUGAGAAACUACCUUCACCGUUUCGAUGUGUUGGUUCUAAACACAGGUCACCACUGGAACAGAGGCAAGAUCGAAGGCAAUCACUGGGUGAUGCACGUGAACGGAACAAAGGUAGAAGGAGAGUUUCUCAAGGAUAUCAGUCAGGCUAAGGUUUUCACAAUACACAGCGUUGCGAAGUGGCUGGAUGCGCAGCUUCGGUUGCAUCAUCCGCGUCUGAAAGCUUUCUUCAGGACGAUAUCUCCGAGGCAUUUUAGGAACGGAGAUUGGAACACUGGUGGGAACUGUAACAACACGGUGCCUUUGUCUAGAGGAAGCGAGAUCACAGGGGAUGAUGGAUCGGUUGAUGCGACGGUGGAGAGUGCUGUGAAUGGGACGAGGAUCAAGAUUCUUGACAUAACUGCACUCUCUGAGCUGAGAGAUGAAGCUCAUAUCUCAGGGUCUAAACUCAAACCUAGAAAACCUAAAAAGGUGAGGAGUAACGUGACUUCCACGGCUCCGACGGUUAACGAUUGCUUGCAUUGGUGCUUACCUGGGAUUCCAGAUACUUGGAAUGAACUUUUCAUUGCCCAGAUAUAAUAUACAUUAUACUCAAAAGGUAGUUCAGUGGAUUGGCUCUGUCUGUUGAUUCUUUGUUAUAGAGAAAGGUUUUGGUUUUGUUCUUUUACAUUCUUUCUCGGAGAAAAAAAACAAAAGGCUACAGUUGAGUUAGUUUGUCUUUUACAGACAUUUACAAAUGAUUGAUUUAUAUGAUUUAGACAGUUUAUACUUA